GAUACUGCUACGGAGUACCGCGUGUACACUCCUUCAGAACUACGUGUGAAACUUGCCGCAAAGGGAACAGCGCUUGUGUGGUCGCGUAGGCAGUCACGAGGUAGCAAGGAACCAUGAUUGACAAUCGAAUACACAGCAUAGCUUUAAUCUCACCGCGCAACAGUCCGCUUUACGUGCGCAACUUUAUCGGAUCGCAAACAUCAUCCUCCAAUCUAAAUGCCAAUGCGACCGCAGGAGGAGAAGCAUCAGCCGCGUCGCCGGCGCCUGGGAUAGACGAGACGGCUGUCGCAGCAGCACAGCUCAAAACCAACUACAUUGCGCAUAGUGCACUGGACAUCAUUGAGGAUAGGACCGCUAACAAACAGCAAGAGCAGUACCUUGGGCUGCUGAUGACUAUCGAAGAUGUAGCGGUAUAUGGCUUUCAAACAAGUACAAAAGUCAAGAUUGUCGUUAUGCUGCUGCUCUCCGACCAGAUCGUGCGCGAUAUUGAUAUCAUUACCAUCUUCCGCGCGAUAAACAAUGCCUACCUGGCGUAUCUCUCCAACCCAUUCAAUGAUUCGUCGCUCUCCAUCGCCAAGCUACCGCGCAACGAGGCGCUGCUACCUGCCAAUGCGCGGGUGAUCAGGAGCCGCAAGUUCGAUCGCGCCAUGGAAGGCGUGGUCGGGCUCGGGUGAAGGAACCAUGAGGUCGUAUGAAGCAAGCAAAGGGCAGGACGAUGUUGUAAGAUACACUUGAGAGAGAAGGACAAACCUCAAAAGGAAGCUGUG
This is a messenger RNA of Tilletiaria anomala UBC 951, 767 nucleotides long. Its product is annotated as Sedlin. Gene Ontology annotation, biological process: endoplasmic reticulum to Golgi vesicle-mediated transport. Gene Ontology annotation, cellular component: nucleus; TRAPP complex; cytoplasm. Bases 114 to 674 code for a protein of 186 amino acids. The transcript is spliced from 5 exons. Lineage: Eukaryota; Fungi; Basidiomycota; Exobasidiomycetes; Georgefischeriales; Tilletiariaceae. The record is from RefSeq and is a predicted model, not a curated record.